Molecule: messenger RNA, 2072 nt
Organism: Gordionus sp. m RMFG-2023
Lineage: Eukaryota; Metazoa; Nematomorpha; Gordioida; Chordodea; Parachordodidae
Product: exonuclease mut-7 homolog
Exons: 7
Coding region: 97-1962 (621 amino acids)
Biological process (GO): nucleobase-containing compound metabolic process
Molecular function (GO): 3'-5' exonuclease activity; nucleic acid binding
Source: RefSeq, a predicted model, not a curated record
AUUCAGUGUCCAGAAAAUAAAAAGAUAUUAUUAAAUUUGGAAAAUAUAUGGAAAACUAAUAACUAUUCAGGUGAUAACUUUUUCAAUGAACAAGUUAUGGCAAAUCUUGAGGCUAAUGAAAAUCCAUAUAAAUUAUCAUUAUAUCUUUCAAUGAAUGCUUUUGAUUACUUCAAUUUUAAGAACUUUAAUUUUUCUCACUCUAUUUUGAUAAUAUUUGAUAAAUGGAUUAAUUGUAAAAGUGAAAAAUAUUUACACUUGGUAAAUGAUGAAUUAAAGAAAUGUGCUCUUAUACUUUCAACCAGGUUCAGAAAUCACAUUAAUCUGUUUGCAAUUAUUGUGCAACUAUACCAACUUAAAACAAUGCAUGCAAUAUUCUUAACAACCUUUGUUCAAGCUUUAUUAUAUGAGAAAAAAUAUUUAAUAGCCUCCAUAAUUAUAAAAGAGCUGGAUAUGUAUUCUAUGGUAGAAAUAUAUAAAGAUGUAUUAAUACCAUUAGCAUUAAUUAGUGAUACAAGACCAAUUUAUACCUUUUUGAAAAAUAUGCCCACAGAACAAAAAAUUUUUAUCCAAAUGCUUGAUGGUUAUAUUGGUAAUAUACACAUUCUGCAGGAAUUUGCACAUCAACUUGAAUACAAGGACAUUAAAAUUAAUUUGGACAAUAAAAAAUUAGUAAAUAUUGUUAAAACCUUGCUUAAGACUUUUAAAUUGAAAUCAAAAAUAUGCCCAAAUUUAAAGAAAAAUAUGAUUGAGAGUAUGUUCCGAUAUUAUCUCUACAAACAAAAUUGCGCUAGGAAUAAGAUUAUAGACGAAAACACACAUGACUUGAUUAAGCUAUGCUUUGAUCAAUAUCCUUCCAUGAGACUGAAUUUCAUUAAUUUGCUAUUGGAAUCUUAUUUGGAUGAUUAUUCAUGGUAUUGGUCUUACAAAUAUGGUUAUCUGCCACAUUUGUUGAAGCAGCCUAUCAAUAUAAUCAGGGUUUCCUAUAUAUCUCUGAAUAAAAUUGUAUACCCUCUACCAUCUAUUGGUUCCUUAUAUAAAUAUGAUGUUACGGAAGAAGCGGAAGUCGCAGACAAUUUUUAUCACUUGAAGAUAUCAUCUAAACACAUACACAUGGUUGAAAAUAUUAGCGAUUUUAAAACAUUUUUAGCGACAUUGUUAGAUAAGUCGAUAACAGCUAUUGGAAUGGAUGCGGAAUGGAACCCUUGCUCUGUUCCCGAUAUCAACAACGAAUCACAAAUAGAUCUCUUCCAAGUUGCCACUAACAAGGACAUAUUUUUAUUUGACAUGCUCAAUUUAUCUUCUAAUAAUGUAGAAAUGGUCGAUUGUUGGAGAGCAUUUGCCCAAGUCAUGAAGAACCCUCAUAUACUAAAAAUAGGGUUUGAUUUUGAACAAGACCUCGACAAUCUCAAAAGCCACACCACUAAGAAUUGCAAAGUAAACCUCGAUUUCAAGCCCUUGAAUUUUUUAGACCUCCGAAAAUUUAAAGAUAUUUUUAACGUAUCCCUCCUUCCAUUCCACCCCGAUCAUCGUAAAAGUUUUGCUACCAAUUCUCACUGGGUCGAUUCCACAAUAAACGGAGGCGUUAAUAAAUUGAACGACCUCAGUCUAACCAAAUCAAAGUCCAGACCCAAAAACGAGAAAGGACUAAGCGAACUAGUGUUUUGGUGUUUCGGCAAAUAUCUUGAUAAAAAAGAACAAGUAUCUCGAUGGGCCAACAGGCCGCUUAGGCUAUCACAGACUCUGUACUCAGCUAUGGACGCUUUUUGUCUCGUUGAAAUACACGCGUUUUUAAUCGAGAUUUAUUUUAUCGGAGAAAUAGAUUGUGCAAAUACAAAUCACCCAUUUUCGUUAAUUCAAAAAUGGAUAUAUGAAUACCCCGCUCAUUUUAAGGACAGUAGUAAGACCACUAAUGAGGAUGAUAAAAAUAUUAACAAGAAAAAAAGAAAAAGGAAUAAAAAAUAACUUAGAAAUGUUUUUAUUUUUUUUAACAUCAUUAUUUAUAUGUACAACCUGUAAUUAAUAUAAUGCAUUUUGAGAAGGAAGGUAGGUAAUUUUUAAAAUAUUUUUAUAUC